UGUCAAAAAGUUGAUCCACAAAAAUUGUUUAUCAACGUGAUUUUGGAUAUAAGUUUACAGUUUUCAAGAGUUUAUUUAUGUUCUAACAUGUGUAAGAUCAAAUAUAUUUAACGAGCAAAUUCAAGGUUGUGCAUGAAAUGAAAUGUAAAUUACAUGGUCUGUUUCAUCUAUUAACAAAUGGUAUUUUUCAAAAUAUGGAUAACAAUGCUUGCACCUGUGAUGAACAACAAAAAGAUGCUGUAGAAGCUGGACCAAGUACAUCUCAAGAACCCCCUAAAGAUACAAGCAAAAAGAGCAGAUUGAACUUUUUUAACAUUUGCCGAGAUAAAUCACUACCAUUUACUUCUAAGCGCGAAAAGAAAUCCACAUCUUCAUUUAAAACCGCAAUCACGAGAAAGCCUGCCAAAUGGGGAGGAAUUAGAUUUGGAAGUUCUAAAAAAGAUUUCAAAGUCAGUUCAACGCAAGAUAUUCAAAACUGUUGCCGUUGUACUUGCUACCAUCGUACUAAUGAGAUUAGCACAAGCCAAAAUAUGGUAGAAACAAGUGAUAAUAAUACGGAAGAACAAGAAGAUACAUUAAAUAAAAUCGAACCGAUAGUUCAAGUUGUCGAAGGAACCGAUUCGAGGGAAGAGGAGGAAGAGGUUAGUUCCAGUGAUCGAAGCGUCGCUGAAGUGGAAGGUGUCAGAGGUAUAUAUGGAACUGCGCCUGUCACUAGUUCAAUUCCAAAUAUAAUAAUUAGUGCACCCUUUAUCGAUAUGCAGUGGACGCGGACGCCCCAUGAAGAUAUGGAAGAAGCCGCACGACAAGCACGGGCAAGGGAAAUCGAAGAGGGCGUCGUCGCUCCUGCCAAUUUCCGAUUUAUCCGAAGGGUGCAGUUGCUUUGUUCCGAUACGGAGGCAGAAUCUCAAGCGCCCAGGAGGUUGCAGUUGGUUUGCCCUCCGGAUUUGAACGUGGAAUCGUUGAGAGCUUUAUUUCAGAAUCACGUUACCGUUCGAUCGUGCCCCUUAGAUACGAUUGCUGGAUGCCACACUCAAGUCGAUUUUAUACACUGUUUAGUGCCUGAUUUACUUAAAAUUACAAAUUGCAGUUUUUACUGGGGAAAAAUGGACAGAUAUGAAGCAGAAAGGUUACUAGAUGGAAAACCAGAAGGCACAUUCCUACUUCGAGAUUCCGCACAAGAGGAAUUCCUAUUCAGCGUUUCAUUCCGAAAAUACGAAAGAUCUCUGCAUGCUAGAAUCGAACAGUGGAACCACAGAUUCAGCUUCGACUCGCACGAUCCGGGCGUGUACACCUCAGACACGGUGUACGGUUUAAUCGAACAUUACAAAGAUCCGAGCAGCUGCAUGUUCUUCGAGCCUUUACUCACCUGGCCUUUGAACAGAAAAUUCACAUUUUCGCUGCAGCAUCUAUCGCGAGCUGUAAUAGUAAGUCGAUUGACCUACGACGACAUCAAUCAGUUACAGUUACCUAAGAGUUUGAAAACGUACCUCAAGGAGUACCAUUACAGGCAGAAGGUCAGAGUUGAACGAUUCGACGACGAUAUGCAAUGGUUGGAAGUUCGGAAUGUGCCCUCCUGAUCCGAGAUGAGACUGCGUCAGUUCCGCGCCAUUAUAGCGGGCAAUUAUUAUUUCCAAGCGUGAUAAAUGUGUUUUGAAUAUAAGCUAAUGUGCAUUUCAGUCGUUCGGCUUUCCGGAUAUUGAAAUGUACAUUACCUUGUAUUUAAAUUUACAUACAGAUUAAGAAAAAGGUAUGAGAGCCAUAGGAUAUAGACACUGUGAGGGAACAGCCAUCUCUAUACUCCUGC
This is a messenger RNA of Psylliodes chrysocephalus, 1804 nucleotides long. The record is from the annotation of a GenBank genome assembly. Lineage: Eukaryota; Metazoa; Arthropoda; Insecta; Coleoptera; Chrysomelidae.